Messenger RNA from Chlorocebus sabaeus (green monkey), 2028 nucleotides. It is a transcript of the gene NIPSNAP2, whose product is annotated as nipsnap homolog 2. The record is from RefSeq and is a predicted model, not a curated record. NCBI's taxonomy places the organism in Eukaryota, Metazoa, Chordata, Mammalia, Primates, Cercopithecidae. Gene Ontology annotation, cellular component: mitochondrion.
GUCGCGCGGCGGCGGCGUCAGCGGCGGCGCCCGGGUGGUGGGAGCCGAAGCGCCGAGCAAGAUGGCGGCGCGAGUGCUGCGCGCUCGCGGAGCGGCCUGGGCCGGUGGCCUCCUACGGCGGGCGGCCCCCUGCAGCCUCCUGCCCAGGCUCCGGACGUGGACAUCUUCCAGCAACAGAUCUCGAGAAGACAGCUGGCUAAAAUCCUUAUUUGUCCGGAAAGUUGAUCCAAGAAAAGAUGCCCACUCCAAUCUCCUAGCCAAAAAGGAAACAAGCAAUCUAUACAAAUUACAGUUUCACAAUGUUAAACCGGAAUGCCUAGAAGCAUACAACAAAAUUUGUCAAGAGGUGUUGCCAAAGAUUCACGAAGAUAAACACUACCCUUGUACUUUGGUGGGGACUUGGAACACGUGGUAUGGCGAGCAGGACCAAGCUGUCCACCUCUGGAGGUAUGAAGGAGGCUAUCCAGCCCUCACAGAAGUCAUGAAUAAACUCAGAGAAAAUAAGGAAUUUUUGGAAUUUCGUAAGGCAAGAAGUGACAUGCUUCUCUCCAGGAAGAAUCAGCUCCUGUUGGAGUUCAGUUUCUGGAAUGAGCCUGUCCCACGAUCAGGCCCUAAUAUAUAUGAACUCAGGUCUUACCAACUCCGACCAGGAACCAUGAUUGAAUGGGGCAAUUACUGGGCUCGUGCGAUCCGCUUCAGACAGGAUGGUAAUGAAGCCGUCGGAGGAUUCUUCUCUCAGAUUGGGCAGCUGUACAUGGUGCACCAUCUUUGGGCUUACAGGGAUCUUCAGACCAGGGAAGACAUACGGAAUGCAGCAUGGCACAAACAUGGCUGGGAGGAAUUGGUAUAUUACACAGUUCCACUUAUUCAGGAAAUGGAAUCCAGAAUCAUGAUCCCACUGAGGACGUCGCCCCUCCAGUAAAGCUGCAGAGUUUCUAUGUGCCUACACACAUUUCUGUGGCAAGUGUUUGGCAUAAAUUAAUUUUAAUUGUAUAUCAAGUGGAAAAGAAACACUGAGGUUUAAGCUGCUGUAUAUAGCUUGUGAGAACCUCUUUUCUUUAAAAUUUACACAAUCACAAGAAAGGAAAGAAUUACAGUUGGACUGAUUGUGACAGUGCCCUGUUGUCCUCUUUGAAACACCCCCGUGUUGUCCAGUGUACCUUAUAACACUUAGCCACUUCUCCCCACCCUCCAGGAGGGGUCCACAUUGAAUUCUGAAUCAUCUUGAAAAUAAGAUUCCAACCACAAAAACAAUUAGCCAUUUCUUUACUAAAAAACAAAAAACAAAUCUGUUUUAUAAUUACAGAUUUUUAGACAAAUUUCUUGUAUCAGGAAGAAAUACAAAUUUUGUCAUGUUUCUCAAGCAGUUUUUCUGAGUAGUUUCUGAGGAAGAACAAAUUACGAGUGUGCCCAAUAACUGAAAAUGUUUUAACUCACUCUCAUUUGUAAGCAGUCCACAUAGUAGACAAUGGGUUUUCCAAGCUGGGCAAGGUACAUUUAAUCAGAAAAUCAGUUUCCUAUCAUGUAUCGUGAUGUUUCAGUGUGAGACACAAAAACAAUGGCUUGAAACUGGUGUAUCAUAUGUGAUUUUGAAAUGAACACCUUGAAUAGCACUAAUUUUUAUUUGUGAUAUUUUUCUAUAACAAAACAAGUAGCACUAGGAAAAGAGGUUUUAUUUUGUAAACGAUCAUUUGUGACCUCAGACACUCUCUGGCUAAUAUUUUAAUAAGCUCACAGCAGAUCAUUCUGAGAUCAUGGAUGAGGGGUGGUGCAUGUUGAGAUUUAAAUUGGCGUAAAGCUGCAUCCUUUUUGUCUAGCUGUUUGAUUUCAUUGUUUAAUAUGGUGUGCCAAUUUCGUGACUGUUACCAUGUGAAAGUCCUGUUGAAAUGAACAAUCAUGUCUGCCCCACAGUCAAGGAUGCCUCUGUGAAGUGUGAGUGAAUCUCAUACCCAAUGUCAGACUUUUACAUGUCAAUGAUUUUCUCCAAGAACAUAGAAAAGUCAAUAAAAUCCUCUUAAUUUUCACAUA